CGACUCCCUCUGUGUCGGCCAAGAAAGUGUCGUUAACUUGGCACAUUUCUCUCGGGAAUUUGGCAGCAGAGCCCCCCACACGCACACACCCAGAGAAGCCGCGAGAAGGGGUGUGGUGACAGGCCGGACCCUCUCAUCGCCUCCGGGGUCCCACAGGGAAGCCACGUUGCCGUCGAAGAAGAGGCGGUCAGCGGAGAUUCUUUUUUUUUUUUUUUUCUCCUCCUCCUCCACGGUGGAAGCAUCCGAUCGGUCGGGGGCGGCCGGGUGGGAGGAGGCAGAGAGGAAGCAGCUGCCGCACCGCACUCCCUCUUUGACAGGCGCAGGAGGACGGAAGCAAGCUCGCCGCUCAUGUCUACGGAUCUACGUGAAGGCCGGGUCAAAGAAGCGGCGACCCGGCCGUCGGACCCCAGCGGCGGCGCCAUGGCGUCCGUAGCGAAAUACUACGCCGGCAAGAACGUUCUCAUCACGGGGGCCACGGGCUUCAUGGGCAAAGUCCUGGUGGAGAAGCUGCUGAGGUGCUGCCCGGAGGUCCGAGCGCUCUUCCUGCUGGUCAGACCCAAAGCCGGCCAGUCCAUGCGGCAGAGGGUGGACGACAUGAUGAAGUGCAAGCUGUUUGACCGCGUGCGAGAGGACGACCCAGACUUCCACCAGAAGAUCGUGCCCGUCAGCAGCGAGCUGACGCAGCCCGGCCUCGCCAUCAGCGAGGAGGACGCCGCCAAGCUCGCCGACUGCAUCAACAUCGUCUUCCACUGCGCCGCCACCAUCCGCUUCGACGAGCCGCUCAAGCACGCCCUGCAGCUCAACGUGAUCGCCACCCAGCAGCUCCUCGGCCUGGCUCAGCGCAUGCGCCACCUGGAGGCCUUCAUCCACAUCUCCACCGCCUAUGCAAACUGCAACCGCAAGCACAUCGACGAGGUCAUCUACCCGCCGCCCGUCGAGCCCCGGAAGCUCAUUGAGUCCCUCGAGUGGAUGGACGACGGCAUCGUGCGCGACAUCACGCCGCGGCUCAUCGGCGACCGGCCCAACACGUACACGUACACCAAAGCCCUGGCGGAGUACGUGGUGCAGCAGGAGCAGGACAAGCUCAACAUCGGCAUCAUCCGCCCCUCCAUCGUGGGCGCCAGCUGGCAGGAGCCCUUCCCGGGCUGGAUUGACAACUUCAACGGACCAAGCGGAGUCUUUAUUGCUGCCGGCAAAGGGAUCCUCCGCACCAUGCGGGCCAACAACGACGCGGUGGCCGACCUGAUCCCGGUGGACGUGGUCAUCAACCUGACGCUGGCGGCGGGCUGGUACACGGCCGUGCACAGGCCCAAAACGGCGCUGGUGUACAACUGCACCACCGGCGGCAUCAACCCGUUCCACUGGGGCGAGAUCGAGCACCACGUGAUGUCGUCCUUCAAGAGGAACCCUCUGGAUCAGGCCUUCCGCAGGCCCAACGCCAACAUCACGUCCAACUAUCUCAUCAACCAGUACUGGAUCCUGGUCAGCCACAAGUUCCCCGCCCUCAUCUACGACCUGGUCCUGCGUCUCUCCGGACAGAAGCCGCAGAUGAUGCGCAUCUUCAACCGUCUGCACAAAGCCAUCAGCCUGCUGGAGUACUUCAGCAGCCAAGACUGGGAGUGGAACUCCGACAACAUGAGCAUGCUGAUGGCUCACCUCAGCCCGGAGGACCGCAAGACGUUCAACUUUGACGUGCGCCAGCUCAACUGGCCCGAGUACAUCGAGAACUACUGCAUCGGCACCAAGAAGUACGUCCUGAACGAGGACAUGUCCGACAUUCCCGCCGCCAGACAACACCUGAGGAAGCUGAGGAACAUCCGCUACACCUUCAACACCCUGCUGGUGGUCUUCAUCUGGAGGGUCUUCAUCGCCCGCUCCCAGAUGGCCCGGAACAUCUGGUACUUUGUGGUCAGCCUGUGCUUCAAGUUCCUGUCCUACUUCCGCGCGUCCAGCACCUUGACCAACUGAGGAGUCUUUCUUCCUGCUCGCCGGACUCUCGGGCGGGGCGGGGCGGGGCCGAGCCAGCGUGGACCAGCGAGGACGACACGGGUGCAGAACGCCAGAACUUGUCCACACACACACACACACAAGACACACACACUCGAAAGUUAUCCAUUGGAUACGUUGUUCCCCUCUCUUAAUAUAUGCAACAAUUCCUGGCGUCGUCAUGGUUACUGCAUACUUGCCUUCUGCUUCUUUUACUUGAAACGCGUUAACGGAGGACUUUUUUUUUUUUUUUUAAAUGAAACCAGAGGAUAGCCAAGUCGUCUUUGAGGCGAUUCGGAUAUCCGCACGUCUUGUACUCGUACUUGUACCUACUGCCUUUUCCAAGAUGGAAGCAUCGUUUGUCUGGAGGCCAGCCCCCCCCCCUCCCUCCCUGACCGUCUUUUUCCCCGUUAGCGACUCUGUACAGCGAUUUGUACUGACACUGCGUUUACUACUUUUUCAUCUUUGUACUCGACCCGGAGCUCCAUGCGCUGCGACUCAAGGUUGCGUUGGAAGGAGAAGGAAAAAAAACAAAAAGCGCGGGGUUUAUUUGCGUCGACAGCCGAGCGAGGCUAACGACCACUUCCUGUUGUUUACGGCCAAAUGUUAAUUAAGCACAGUCAUUUCAUUGAUGCCAUUUUUUUUUUUUUCCUCAAGGCAAGCGGCUUGGGGUUUUGAGCAGUAUCGAGACGCAAAGGGGCUAAGUACACAGCCCUGUGGGACGCCUCCAUUCACCAAACAGGACCUGCGUCUUUUUUAGUUUGUUCUUACAUAUUCUAUUCCUGAUUUGGAAGAUGUGUAAAUAGUUUAUGGUUCUUCGAAACCACCAAAAAAAAGGGAGCGUAGGAAAGCGACGGCGUCGAACGUAACGUGACAAAGUAGCGUUCUUCGGCAACACAGCCACGAGCCGCUGAGAGGGAAAAAGGGAUGAAAUGUUUAUGCAAAGUUUAUUUUUUACCAGCCAAAAAAAACAAAAAAAAGUGUUUGAUCCCGAGCUUGUCGCGGUGUGGUCACGCGGGACGAGCGCCGACGCCGCAAACACGAUCAAGGACUUCAUCUCAUUCCAUCUGACGUUUGAGCGUGUCUGCUCCGCCGUGCUUCAUUCAAGUGUGAAAUAAACCAAACCAGAGCGACAACCUACCACGUCCAUGCCGCUUUUUUUUUUUUUUUUUUUUUUUUUGCCGUGGGUGGC
Molecule: messenger RNA, 3178 nt
Organism: Doryrhamphus excisus (bluestripe pipefish)
Lineage: Eukaryota; Metazoa; Chordata; Actinopteri; Syngnathiformes; Syngnathidae
Product: fatty acyl-CoA reductase 1
Biological process (GO): long-chain fatty-acyl-CoA metabolic process
Cellular component (GO): peroxisome
Molecular function (GO): alcohol-forming very long-chain fatty acyl-CoA reductase (NADP+) activity
Source: RefSeq, a predicted model, not a curated record